Physella acuta is the source of this 891-nucleotide messenger RNA. RefSeq names its product putative proline-rich protein 21. The record is from RefSeq and is a predicted model, not a curated record. NCBI's taxonomy places the organism in Eukaryota, Metazoa, Mollusca, Gastropoda, Physidae.
AUGAAGGCUACUAGUCUACACUCAACAUUUACUGCCAAACAAAACAUUGAUCUAUCCUGCUACCAUCAUCCUGCUACCAUCAUCCUGCUACCAUCAUCCUCCUACCAUCAUCCUGCCACCAUCAUCCUGCCACCAUCAUCCUGCCACCAUCAUCCUGCCACCAUCAUCCUGCUACCAUCAUCCUGCCACCAUCAUCAACAUCAUCCUGCUACCAUCAUCCUGCUACCGUCAUCCUACUACCAUCAUCCUACUACCAUCAUCCUGCUACCAUCAUCCUGCUACCAUCAUCCUGCUACCGUCAUCCUACUACCAUCAUCCUACUACCAUCAUCCUGCUACCAUCAUCCUGCUACCAUCAUCCUGCUACCAUCAUCCUGCUACCAUCAUCCUGCUACCAUCAUCCUACUACCAUCAUCCUGCUACCAUCAUCCUGCUACCAUCAUCCUACUACCAUCAUCCUGCAACCAUCAUCCUGCUACCAUCAUCCUGCUACCAUCAUCCUGCUACCAUCAUCCUGCUACCAUCAUCCUGCUACCAUCAUCCUGCUACCAUCAUCCUGCUACCAUCAUCCUGCUACCAUCAUCCUUCUACCAUCAUCCUGCUACCAUCAUCCUGCUACCAUCAUCCUACUACCAUCAUCCUGCUACCAUCAUCCUGCUACCAUCAUCCUGCUACCAUCAUCCUGCUACCAUCAUCCUUCUACCAUCAUCCUACUACCAUCAUCCUACUACCAUCAUCCCACUACCAUCAUUCUGCUACCAUCAUCCUGCUACCAUCAUCCUACUACCAUCAUCCUGCUACCAUCAUCCCACUACCAUCAUUCUGCUACCAUCAUCCUGCUACCGUCAAAUUUAAAUACCUACAAUGGACGAAAGUGAAAUCGAUGAGUUGA